AAAUCCCAUUCUGUAUUUGCAGGGGCUCGGUGCUGCUUGCUUGUCAGCAAUGGCAAAGCCUCAGAGCAAGGAUUCGGGACUGAAGGAGAAGUUCAGGAAUCUCCUGGGGCUGGGAACAUCCCGGGGAAGUUCAAAGUCAUCGGAGGGCAAGCAAACAGAGUUUAUCAUCACUGCGGAAAUACUCAAGGAACUGAGCAUAGAAUGUGGAUUAAGUAAUAGGAUACGAGCAAUCAGUCAAAUUUGUGAAGUGGCGAAAACAAAAAAAAUUGAAGAGCAUGCAGUGGAAGCAAUAUGGAAGGUGGUAGCGGAUAUGCUCCAGCCAGAGCGCCCCAUCGAAGCCAGACAUGCUGUUCUUCAUUUGCUAAAGUCAAUCGUUCAAGGACAGGGUGAGAGAUUAGGGAUCCUCAGAGCACAUUUUUUUAAAGUUAUUAAGGACUAUCCCUCCAAUGAAGACUUGCAUGAACGACUUGAAGUGUUCAAGGCUCUAACAGAGAAUGGACGAUACAUCACCUACUUAGAAGAAGAGUUAGCUGACUUUGUACUACAGUGGAUGGAUGUUGGUUUGUCUUCUGAGUUCCUUCUGGUUUUAGUGAACCUGGUGAAAUUCAAUAGCUGCUAUCUGGAAGACUAUGUUGCUGACAUGGUCCACAAGAUAUGCCUCUUGUGCAUUCAGACUUCGUCAUCUGUGGACAUAGAGAUUUCCUUGCAAGUCCUGGAUGCAGUUGUUUGCUAUAACUGUCUGCCAUCAGAGAACCUGCCAGUAUUUAUCAUCACUCUGUGCCGUACCAUCAACGUGAAGGAGCUCUGCGAGCCAUGCUGGAAGCUUAUGCGCAACCUUUUGGGAACUCAUUUGGGACACAGUGCCAUCUACAACAUGUGCAGGAUCAUGGAAGACAGAGCUUACAUGGCGGAUGCAGCGCUGCUGAGAGGAGCUGUAUUCUUUGUUGGGAUGGCUCUGUGGGGUGCUCAUCGCCUCAGUUCUCUCAAGAAUUCCCCAACUUCAGUGCUGCCUUCGUUCCUCAAGGCCAUGACAUGUCCCAAUGCAGUUGUAUCUUAUGAGAUAGUUCUGUCCAUAACACGUCUAAUAAAGAAGUAUGGGAAGGAGCUGCAAGCUGUAACAUGGGAUAUCCUUUUGGACAUCAUGGAGCGAUUGCUGCAACAGCUGCAGAGUCUGGAGAGCCAAGAACUUAAGUCCAUUGUACAUGAUCUUUUGACUACAGUAGAAGAACUCUGUGACCAGAAUGAAUUCCAUGGCUCUGAAGAGAGAUUUUUUGAGCUGGUGGAAAGAUGUGCUGAUCAGAGACCAGAAUCUUCUGUAUUAAACUUGAUAACAUACAGAGCUCAGUCCAUUCAUCCUGCCAAAGAUGGCUGGAUUCACAAUCUGCAGACGUUAAUGGAGAGAUUCUUCAGGAACGAAAGCCGUAGUGCUGUUCGUAUUAAAGUUCUGGAUGUCUUGUCCUUUGUCCUGAGUAUUAACAGACAGUUCUAUGAGGAAGAGCUGAUAAACUUGGUUGUGAUCUCUCAGCUGGCUCACAUCCCAGAGGAUAAAGACCAUCAAGUCCGAAAACUGGCCACUCAGCUACUCGUAGACCUGGCUGAAGGCUGCAACACGCAUCACUUUAACAGCUUGCUUGAUAUCAUAGAAAAGGUGGCUGCACAUUCUCUCUCAUCUCCUUCUGAACUGGAGGAGAGGGACUUGCUAUCGUAUUCAGCUUCUUUGGAAGAUGUCAAGACAGCAGUUCUUGGACUCCUGAUAAUUCUUCAGACUAAACUCUACAGCCUACCCUCCAGCCAUGCAAUGCGGGUGUAUGAGAUGCUGAUUCAGCACGUCCAGCGCCAUUAUAUAUAUGCAUACAGCCUUGCUGUUGCUAGCAGCAUCAGAUUGCAGGUAUUUGAUUUGCUGCUGAUGCUUCGAGCUGACUCCCUCCACCGUCUUGGCCUUUCCAACAAGGAUGGAGCAGUGAGGUUCAGCCCUUACUGUCUAUGUGAUUUUGUAGAAGCAGAGAAGAGGGCUGCUGAGAAAAAGCCUACUGGUACGCUCUCUCCACCUUCAGGAAGUCCCAGUGUGCCUUCCCAGAAUGCCACCAUUCGUAUAGGGCAUCUGCCGUAUUCGAUGGUGUUUGGCGUCCUUCUGCAGUGUUUGAAGCAAGAGACAGACUGGAAGGUGUUGAAGUUGGUCCUCAACAAAUUACCUGAAUCCCUCCGCUAUAAAGUGCUAUUUUUAACCUCUCCUUGUAACAUAGACCUCCUGGCCUCUGCACUGAGCUACAUGCUCACAGACAAAAAGACUACUGACAGGCUCCAUGGUACCCCAGAAGGCUUUUCCCGCACUGAUUUGCACCUGGCUGUAGUUCCAGUACUGACGGCGUUAAUAUCUUACCAUAAUUAUCUGGACAAAGCUAAACAGCGUGAAAUAGUGUAUUGCCUGGAACACGGUCUUAUUUAUCGCUGUGCGAACCAGUGCGUUGUGGCACUCUCUGUCUGUAGUGUCGAGAUGCCCGACAUCAUCAUAAAGGCACUUCCUGUCUUAAUAGUCAAAUUAACCCACAUUUCUGCUACAGCCAAUAUGGCAAUCCCUCUCUUAGAAUUUCUCUCAACUCUAGCAAGGCUGCCUCACCUCUACAGGAACUUCGCGGCAGAGCAGUAUGCCAGUGUCUUUGCCAUCUCCCUACCGUACACAAACCCUUCCAAGUUUAACCAGUACAUCGUUUGCCUGGCUCAUCACGUGAUAGCUAUGUGGUUCAUUCGGUGUCGCCUUCCCUUCCGAAAGGACUUUGUCCCCUAUAUUACAAAGGGUUUGCGCUCGAAUGUCCUCCUUUCCUUUGAUGACACGCCUGAGAAGGACAGCUUCAGGGCUCGCAGUACAAGCCUGAACGAGAGGCCAAAAAGUAGUUUAAGACUAGCCAAAAAUGCAAAGCAAGGCUUGAAUAACUCUCCUCCAGUGAAAGAGCUGAAAGAAUCCUCUGCAGUUGAUGCCUUCCGAUCCCGCAGCAUCAGUGUGUCUGAACAUGUGGUCCGCAGUCGGAUACAAACAUCCAUCACUAGUUCAAGCCUGGGCUCUGCAGAUGAAAAUUCAAUGGCUCAGGCUGAUGACAACUUAAAAAAUCUCCACCUGGAACUCACUGAAACCUGUCUGGAUAUGAUGGCUCGAUACGUCUUUUCAAACUUCACUGCGGUGCCUAAGAGGUCUCCUGUGGGUGAGUUUCUCUUGGCUGGAGGAAGGACAAAGACGUGGCUGGUUGGUAACAAGCUGGUGACCAUCACUACAAGCGUUGGAACAGGGACAAGGUCCCUGCUUGGCCUAGACUCUGGAGAGCUGCAAAGCAGCACAGAAUCAAGCUCAGACCCUGUUUUGCAAGUGAGACAAACUAAAGAAGCUCCAGCCAAACUGGAAUCUCAAGCUGGGCAGCAGGUUUGCAGAAGCUCUCGCAACAGAGUCCGAUCCAUGUCUGGUGGUCAUGCCUUACGUGUUGGUGCCUUAGACAGCUCAGCCUCCCAUUUCCCCAGUGGCUCGGCUUCCCAAGGGACACAGAGUCCUCCUGCUCCUGCAUCUCGAUCAGAGAAGACUAAUCCUGCUCCACAGACACCUCUGCAGAAAGAAAAAGCAAACUUAGCUGCAUAUGUCCCACUGCUGACACAGGGGUGGGCAGAAAUCCUAGUGCGCAGACCCACAGGUAACACAAGCUGGCUAAUGAGUCUGGAGAACCCACUCAGUCCGUUUUCUUCAGAUAUUAACAAUAUGCCCCUGCAAGAGCUCUCUAAUGCACUCAUGGCUGCAGAGCGUUUUAAAGAACACCGAGAAACGGCUCUGUAUAAAUCCCUCUCUGUUCCCUCAUCCAGCUUGGCCACUGGGACAGCCAAACCAUCGCUUCUCCAGCGUUCCAACACAGAGUCAGCGGUGGUGCUGGAGGAAGGGAGCCCUUCAGAAAUGGAGCUAAAGGAAACCGAAUCCCCAGCUGAGUCUCCAGAGAGUGAGGACAUUGAGACUUCAUGUUCUGAACAAGUCCUGAGUGAGGAAAGGUUUGGUAAACCCCAGGAGUCUUAUAGCAGGUCCUCCUCAACCUCUAGCCAAGAAGAAAAAUCUCUGAAGUCAGAAGACCUGGUGGAGGGUGGAAUUCCCAUUGGGAGAGUCCUGCCGUCAGAGGAUGGCCGAACACUGGAGGAGCUUUCCUUCCAGCCAUCCCAGCCGCUCAGCAAGUCUAGUUCUUCCCCUGAGCUACAGACACUGCAGGAGGUCCUCAAAGAUGCAAAUGGCAGAGAAGUAACAAGGAGGCUGAGCACAGAAGUGAAAUCAAAAUCCCAGUCUGGGAACCUGGAAGGGGAAGGGCUGGGCAGUUGGCUGGGCAAGGGGGAGGACGCCAGAGUGACUGGGUCAGGCGGGUUGGAUGGCACCGGUCCUGUCACCUCACCUCGCUCCCCCUCUGGGCACCGGCCCCGAGGAUACACCAUCUCUGACUCAGCCCCAUCAAGGAGGGGAAAAAGGAUUGAGAGAGAUGCCUUCAAGAGCAGAACAGCAGCCUCCAAUGCUGAGAAAGUACCCGGAAUAAACCCGAGCUUUGUGUUUUUACAGUUGUAUCACUCCCCAUUCUUUGGCGAUGAAAACAACAAGCCCCUUUUGUUGCCAAAUGAGACAUUUGAAAGAUCGGUGCAGCUCCUGGAUCAAAUUCCUUCCUAUGACACGCACAAGAUUGCAGUGCUCUACGUUGGAGAAGGCCAGAGCAACAAUGAAAUCGCGAUUCUGUCAAAUGAACAUGGAUCCUAUCGCUACACAGAGUUCUUGACUGGGUUAGGGAAGCUCAUUGAGCUCAAAGACUGUCAGCCAGAUAAAAUUUACCUUGGUGGCCUGGACGUGUGUGGGGAGGAUGGACAGUUUACGUACUGUUGGCAUGAUGACAUUAUGCAAGCCAUUUUCCACAUUGCUACUCUGAUGCCCACAAAGGAUUUGGAUAAAUAUCGCUGUGACAAGAAAAGGCACCUUGGGAAUGAUUUUGUUUCUAUAGUUUACAACGAUUCUGGAGAAGACUUUAAACUGGGCACAAUAAAGGGUCAGUUCAAUUUUGUGCACGUUAUCAUUACACCACUUGACUAUGACUGUAACCUGGUGACGCUGCAGUGUCGGAAAGACAUGGAGGGUCUCGUAGACACAAGUGUUGCUAAGAUCAUCUCCGAUAAGAACCUGCCCUUUGUAGCCCGUCAGAUGGCCCUGCACGCUAAUAUGGCUUCCCAGGUUCAUCAUAGUCGAUCAAACCCUACUGACACCUACCCAUCCAAAUGGAUUGCAAGGCUGCGUCAUAUCAAGAGGCUAAGGCACCGGCUGCGUGAAGAAACCCAGUACCAGACUCCUGGCCUUCCCCUGCAGAUUCAUCCGUCUGCUCCGACAAAGCCCCCUUCCCAGAUUCCCCAGGACCCUCCACCCACCUACGAGACUGGACAGAGGAAGCGGCUCAUCUCCUCGGUGGACGACUUCACAGAGUUCGUGUAGAUCCCAGCGGGUCAGUGCGUCUGCUCUGGGACGGACGAGGCAGCAGAAGUGUUUUACCUGCGUGCUGACUCCAUGCGGCUGCAUGGACACAGAGGAGCAGGGUUUGGCAGGCGCAGUGUGGCUGUGCCGCUUGCAUGCAGACCUGGCAUCGAACCAUACCGGAAGGCUUGGAUGUUUCACUGUCUCAGCCUGCCACGGUUGCCUGAGGAGGACACUGUAUCCCAACAGAUGCUCCAGGAGAGGACCAACCCUAUGUGUUUUAAUUUGGUUUGAGCUGUUUCAAGGCUUCCAUCUCUGACAGGAACUUUCUUGCAGAACCAUUCUUUGGCCUCCUUCCAUGCCAGCUUCUGGUGCAAGCAGACAAAGUAUGAUAUUCUGCACUUCAUCAUGUAGUUGGAAGGUGGCAGGAAUUGUGGGAAUUUUGAUGACUUUAUUGUGAAUUAAAUAUCCAGUCACUAUUUCUAAGCACCCUGGAAUCCCAGCUCCUCUCCAGGCCUCAGUGCCUCUCAGCACUUGAACUCUUUAGGCUCUCAGACUUGUUCUGCUGCCAGCUUUGGUAAGAGUUAACUGGGGUUCUCACGUGAGCUGCCAAAUGUGCAGCUUCAAUUACCAAGGAUUUGUCUCCAUUUUGAGAGAUUCACAGUCAACCCUCUCUCGUUUGGCAGAAAUUAUUUUGCUACCAGAAGUGAUGCAGAGCAGGGAGGUGGGUGCCCCUGGCUGCAGCGGCAGAAUGGCAGAGCUGGGGCACGAAUCGACGGUGAUGAACUGUCUCACCCACCGGGCUGACUGUGAGGAUUGACCCAGAGGCCAGACCUGGCUUCUAGGUUCAGCUGCAGAAUUCCCACUGGUUGCAGUGAUGCUGGGGAUAACUCUUGUCCUUCUCUGUGCACCCGCUAAAGCCCUUUUUGAAAGACUGCUGAUGUCUCUCGGGGCGUUUCGCCUGUUGCACUAAGGCAUAGUGACAGUCUCCUCCUGGGACCUCGACUGUUGAAGCGGUUAAUGAGCGGUCCUUUCGGUGCACGCAUGUAUGGGUGGAGCGGGAUUAUGUAGCCCAUCUUGUGCUAAGAUGGUCAUCAGACACUACACUACCAAACUGGGAGAAACCAUGUAAGCUGGACUAUACUGUGAGUACUUUAUCUCCUGCUUUGUCAAUGAAGGGGAAGCGUUGGCUUUUUGGUAACGGAUAACAGCAGCGCCCUUGCAGCGGAGAUGAAGACGAAGUGCAAUCUGCACACAUGACUGUGAAGUGACGGGCGAGGGGACAAAAGCGAUGCUACUGGCUUGUGCAGGGCUGUUUGGGAACUCUAAGUGUACGUUGUGGUUUUGAGUGUUUAUAAGUCGUAAAGGAAAUAAAAUAUUCAUAUGGU
Messenger RNA from Egretta garzetta (little egret), 6849 nucleotides. It is a transcript of the gene TSC2, whose product is annotated as TSC complex subunit 2. The coding region runs from base 50 to 5482 and encodes 1810 amino acids. Gene Ontology annotation, biological process: negative regulation of Wnt signaling pathway; regulation of small GTPase mediated signal transduction; negative regulation of phosphatidylinositol 3-kinase/protein kinase B signal transduction. The transcript is spliced from 40 exons. The record is from RefSeq and is a predicted model, not a curated record. Gene Ontology annotation, molecular function: GTPase activator activity. Gene Ontology annotation, cellular component: cytoplasm; nucleus; TSC1-TSC2 complex. Lineage: Eukaryota; Metazoa; Chordata; Aves; Pelecaniformes; Ardeidae.